UCCAUGGAAACCACUUUGAGAUUUUCACUGCACAAAUAAAAAGCAUCAUUGCUGGCAACAGUACUGCUUGAUACCUGCAGUACAUAACAUGCCUUUUUAACGAUGUGCCUUUUAUUUUUUAAAGGGCUUUCCUAUGGUGUCCAGCCAACGGCACGCCAUGGGCAACGGUUCGAUCAAAACCCCGCGACUGGAGGAGAGCUGCAUGGCCUCCAGCCUGAAGGAACCGGCGGCCUGGGAGGCAGAGGCGGCGGCGGAGCCCCUGAAAGCUCGCGUGGCGCGCCUGGAGGAUGAGCUGAGCCAGCGGGAGGAGCAGCUGCGAGCGCGGGAGCAGGAGCUGCGCGCCCUGCGGAAGGAGCUCGCCGCCAAGGUGUCGCAGAUCGACAAGCUCCAGGACGCCAUCGGCUACAACAGCCUGGGCCGGUCGCCGCCGGCCCCGCUGCGGCCCAGCCGCCGGCUGCUGAGCGUCAUCAACCAGGGCCCCAGCCGCUUCCACCGCGUGGCCGUGGAGGUGCACCGCCGGCUCAAGGCCAAGGAGGGCGUGUCCGCCGAGCCCACCUCCGCCCGCUACUGCGGCGGGUUCAAGGCCCAGCACCUGUCCUUCGAGCGGGCGCGCGUCCGCAAGGACUCCAGCACCAAAAAGCUGAUCAACGAUGCCAUCAUGAACAACGACUUCCUGAAGAAGCUGGAGCCCCAGCACAUGCGGGAGAUGGUGGACUGCAUGUACGAGAAGAUCUACACCGAGGACCAGCUGGUCAUCCAGGAAGGGGAGCCGGGGAACCACCUCUACGUGCUGGCAGAUGGCUUGCUGGAAGUCAUACAGAAUGGCAAGUUACUUGGGCAGAUGCGUACGGGGACAGCAUUUGGGGAGUUGGCCAUACUGUACAACUGCAAGAGGACCGCCUCAGUCAAAGCCGUUUACCAGUCCCAUAUCUGGGCCCUGGACCGACAGAUGUUUCAGAGCAUCAUGAUGAGGUCCACACAGGCCCGAAAUGAAGAAUACUUCAGCUUCCUGCGCAGUGUGUCUCUACUAAAAGACUUGCCAGAGGAGAAGCUUUCAAAGAUUGUUGACUGUCUGGAAGUGGACUACUUUGAUGAAGGGGAAUACAUCAUCCGCGAGGGAGAAGAAGGGAACACAUUCUUCAUUAUAGCCAAAGGACAGGUGUCUGUCACACAAACCACAGAGGGCUGCCUGGAGCCCCAGGAGAUAAAGACUCUGGGCGUAGGGGACUACUUUGGGGAGAAAGCGCUCAUCAGCGAGGAUGUCCGCUCGGCAAACAUCAUCUCCAAGGAGAACGACACGCAGUGCCUAGUGGUGGACAGAGACAACUUCAACCAGAUGGUGGGGACGUACGAGGAGCUGCAGGCCUACCUGAGGGAGUACGUGGAGCAGCUCUCCCGCGGCGACGAACAGAGGAACGCGAUGCCCCAGUCCCCGCAGGUGGACACCUCUCCUGAGGGCCGGGAGCUUCACAGGCUGCGGGAGAAGGUGCGCCACCUGCCGGCCGGCUCGCCGUUCCAGGAGCUGCAGGUGGUGGCCACCCUGGGCAUGGGAGGCUUUGGCCGGGUGGAGCUGGUGAAACUGAAGGACGAGGACACGACAUUUGCCUUGAAGUGCAUCAAAAAGAAGCACAUAGUGGAGACCAGACAGCAGGAGCACAUCUACUCUGAGAAGAACAUCCUGCAGCAGACUAAUUCUCACUUCAUCAUCAGGUUAUUCCGGACGUUCCGGGACGCCCGGUACGUGUACAUGCUGCUGGAGGCCUGCCUCGGGGGGGAGCUGUGGAGCACGCUCAGGGACAUGAGUUUCUUCGAGGAGUCCGUCGCUCGGUUCUGCAUCGGCUGUGUCCUGGAGGCCUUCGACUACCUGCACGGACGGGGGGUGGUGUACCGUGACCUCAAGCCAGAGAACCUGCUACUGGACAGUCACGGCUACGUGAAAAUGGCGGAUUUCGGCUUCGCCAAGAAGAUCGGCCUGGGGAAGAAAACCUGGACCUUCUGCGGCACGCCCGAGUACGUGGCCCCUGAGGUGAUCAUGAACAAGGGCCACGACUUUGGGGCCGACUGCUGGUCCCUGGGGAUCCUCAUCUUUGAGCUGCUCACGGGCAGCCCCCCUUUCUCUGGAUCAGACCCCAUUAAAAUCUACACCACGGUGCUACACGGGAUUGAGAAAGUUGACUUUCCCAAGCGCAUCAGCAAGCGACCGGAGGACCUUAUCAGAAGACUGUGCAAGCUCAACCCAGCAGAGAGGCUGGGGAACAAGAAGAACGGGAUCAUCGACAUCAAGAAGCACAAGUGGUUCCAGGGAUUCAACUGGGAAGGACUGAGACGCCAGAAGCUGACAUCCCCUCUAAAGAGAGAGCUGAAGGGCCCAUUGGACCACAGCCAUUUUGAUAUCUUCCCCCCUGAAGCAGAGGAACCCCCAGAUGAACUGUCUGGCUGGGAUAAGGACUUCUGAGACCCCUGGACACACACAUACAGUCCGACCCCAAGGAGGAGCUUUUACCUUCCAAUCCAGCACUUCUCUCAGCAACAUCUCAUUGGAUGAGGACAACUAUCAACCAACAUGGAUGAGACAAUGAGAGACCUAAACUGUGUCUGGGAGGACAACACACAAGGAUUUGAGGAGACGUCUUUUGAUACUUUCGUUCAGAGCAGAAGUGGGAGUGACGGGGAAAAGGGUAACAGAAUAUCACUCCAAGCACCACAGUGACAGGGACGACCCUCUUAGUGAAAGCUUUCACACAAUAUGUUUGUAUCAAAAUACCUAGCCUCAGGACACAGAGGGUAAGUAUUAAUCUGCAUCGGCAUGGUUACUGCAUUAAUCUGUAUCGGCAUAGUUACUGCAGCAUAGUUACCACAUUAAUCUGUAUCGGCAUAGUUACUGCAGCAUAGUUACCGCAUUAAUCUGUAUCGGCGUAGUUACUGCAGCAUAGUUACCACAUUAAUCUGUAUCGGCAUAGUAACCACAUUAAUCUGUAUCAGCAUAGUUAC
Anguilla rostrata (American eel) is the source of this 2991-nucleotide messenger RNA. Its product is annotated as cGMP-dependent protein kinase 2. The coding region runs from base 134 to 2455 and encodes 773 amino acids. The transcript has 18 exons. The record is from RefSeq and is a predicted model, not a curated record. Gene Ontology annotation, molecular function: ATP binding; cGMP-dependent protein kinase activity. Lineage: Eukaryota; Metazoa; Chordata; Actinopteri; Anguilliformes; Anguillidae. Gene Ontology annotation, biological process: protein phosphorylation.